AUGGCCACCGAAGUUGCCAAGCCCUCCACCUGUUGCGGCAAGGGCGAUACCUGCGUCUGCGCCCAGCAAGCCAAGUGCUCUUGCGGCAAGCAGUCUGCUCUGCACUGCUCAUGUGACAAGGCCUCAAAGGAGAACACAACCGCCGGUCCCCGCUGCUCCUGCCGUGCCCGCCCCGCUGGCGAGUGCACCUGCGAGAGGGCUCCCACUGAGAAUGUGAAGCCUGACAACAGCUGUGCCUGUGGCUCAAGGCCCGCUGAUGCCUGUACUUGUGAGAAAGCAGCUGACGGUGGAUUCAACCCCAACGAGAUCGACUUCACCACCAAGAAAUAA
Diaporthe batatas is the source of this 330-nucleotide messenger RNA. RefSeq lists its product as uncharacterized. Bases 1 to 330 code for a protein of 109 amino acids. The transcript has 3 exons. Lineage: Eukaryota; Fungi; Ascomycota; Sordariomycetes; Diaporthales; Diaporthaceae. The record is from RefSeq and is a predicted model, not a curated record.